AUGGUCAGACCAUUACUACAAAAAGUAAUAGAAAAACAUUUAUCAAUAAAUGACACUGAAGAUGAUAUUGAAAUAUAUUUCAAGCAAUCACUUAAAACACAAAUAAAAACCCGUUUUAAUCUCGAAUGGACAUCCUCAAGUACUGUAAGCCUAAGUCAAAUAUCUUCUUUACUCGAUCCAAGGUAUAAGGACUUAGAACAUGAGUCACUUGAUUCAAGAUAUGAUAUUCGAAAAGAGUUGCAAAAUAUACUUGAAACUAAUUAUCCACAGGUUUCAGUUACGGAACAUACAAAAAAUGCACAUACAAGUGCCAUGAAGUUCCUAUACGGUGACGAAAUGAUCGAUAUGAAUGAUCCAAAAAUACAAUUACAAGGUUAUCUGGCUGAACCUCAACUAAGAUUUGAUUUGGAUCCUUUUGAGUGGUGGAAUACAAGAACAAUCAAGUAUCCAAUCAUUAGCGAAUGUGCGAAGAAAUAUCUCACAAUACCAGCUACAUCAGUCAGCUCUGAAAGAUAUUUUUCAACUGCUGGAAAUAUUGUUACACCAAAAAGGAGCUGCUUACUCCCAGAAAAUGUAAACACGUUAGUUUUUUUUGUAUCAAAAUAG
Molecule: messenger RNA, 606 nt
Organism: Aphis gossypii (cotton aphid)
Lineage: Eukaryota; Metazoa; Arthropoda; Insecta; Hemiptera; Aphididae
Product: E3 SUMO-protein ligase ZBED1-like
Exons: 1
Coding region: 1-606 (201 amino acids)
Molecular function (GO): protein dimerization activity
Source: RefSeq, a predicted model, not a curated record